GUCCCCCCCCCUGUAAUGGAUUCGGGGGGCGGGGGGUCUGACUGCAGCGUCCAGAAGGAAAACCCGUCCAGUUCUCUGCUGGAUCGAAGGAGGACAAAGAACGUGCUGCCCCGCCGGCUCCCGUGCUGCUUGGGCCUUGCUUUAGGUGCUGUUUGUCGAGCUGGGCGAGCGCGAGUUGUAGCCGAGAAAGUGACGUCCUUGGGCAAGGACUGGCACAAGUUCUGCCUGAAGUGCGAGCGCUGCAACAAGACCCUGACCCCGGGGGGCCAUGCUGAGGUAAGAGCAGGGCGGGGACGUGGCCGCGGCACGCGGGGCCUCUCCGGGCUGUUGCAGACAGAGGGACGAGCAAAAGGCCUGGCCCAGAGGCUCUCGGGAAACACGGGCGCCCGUUGCGUUCCCAUCGCCGCUCCGAAGGGCGCCAGCAGGCUGCUUUCCCCAGCCACCUCCAGUGUCACCACCUUCACCGGGGAGCCCAACAUGUGCCCACGCUGCGGCAAGAGAGUCUACUUCGGUAAGAAGGCCCCCUCCCUGGGGAAGGACUGGCACCGCCCGUGCCUGAAGUGUGAGAAAUGCAACAAGACCCUGUCGUCGGGCGGCCAUGCGGAGCAUGACGGGAAGCCCUAUUGCAACCAGCCGUGCUACGCUGCCUUGUUUGGCCCCAAAGGGUUUGGCCGGGGCGGGACCGAGAGCCACAGCUUCAAGUAACCUGCAGGGCUGCAUGGAGGGGCUUCCGGCCAGAGUCUGAGGACCACGCCCACGCCUGGACAAAUGCAGUCCCAAGUCGCUGUGUCACUGGCCUGCUAAAAGCAAUAAACGCCCUGGCGGAGUGGGGCUGGUGGCCAUGGG
Molecule: messenger RNA, 846 nt
Organism: Pelodiscus sinensis (Chinese soft-shelled turtle)
Lineage: Eukaryota; Metazoa; Chordata; Testudines; Trionychidae
Source: RefSeq, a predicted model, not a curated record